Molecule: messenger RNA, 970 nt
Organism: Oreochromis aureus
Lineage: Eukaryota; Metazoa; Chordata; Actinopteri; Cichliformes; Cichlidae
Gene: gadd45gip1
Product: growth arrest and DNA-damage-inducible, gamma interacting protein 1
Exons: 2
Coding region: 56-748 (230 amino acids)
Cellular component (GO): nucleus
Source: RefSeq, a predicted model, not a curated record
CACUGCGGUAGGCACCUAUGAUUUCACUCCGGGUCCUUUUUGUGUUAGAAGAAAUAUGGCGGCGUCCAUGCUCUGCAGGAGGACGGCUGCCUUAUGUAGGACUUUAAAGGACUUCUCAUCUUGUAAAGUUGUGCUUUAUGUGAACUCUCCGUGUGGAUUUUUAUUACAAACAGCGUCAUAUAAUCCCAAACCUCUAAAGCUGAACCUCCAGAACCCGUACAUCCCGGACAAGGACAGCGAGAAGACGCCGGAAUGGCAGAAGACAGCCCGCUACGAUAAGAAGCUGUUCGGUCGGUAUGGCUCGGCGUCGGGCAUCGAUCCUGCAUCUCUGUGGCCCACACAUGAGGAGCUGGAGAAAAUUAUUGCGGAGGAAAACCAGUGGCAUCCCCCGCUAGAGGUGAUGCUGAAGAACAUAGAAGCCAGGGAGAAGGAGGGGAGCGAAAAACGGCUGGCGAGAGAGAAGCUCAUUGCCGCAAACAUGGCCAAAAUGCCCAAGAUGAUAGCAGACUGGCGCAGAGAAAAGCGUGAAACCAAACAGAAGCUAAAGGAGGAGAAGGCUCGCCGUACAAGGUUGCUGGCUGAGGCCAGAGAGCGUUUUGGCUAUGCAGUGGACCCCCGCAGCCCCAAGUUCUUGGAAAUGGUUGCUGAAAUAGAAAAGGAAGAGAAGAAGAAGAAGAAACUAAUGAAACGCAGACUGAGAGAGGAACAGGCAACAGGCUCCGAUGCACCUCCUGCUGCCUCCUCAUAGUCUUGGACCGAGUCGUUAAAGACGUAAAUAACUGUUGGGCCUGGGUCAGAUUGUGUUUGAUAUGUUUGAAGGUGUGCUGUGUGGUACAGUUCAAUGGAACCGUUAAAAUGGCUAAAAAUAAGUUUUGUCCUUCUGUGAACAUGUGACGAUUCCAACUUUCAACUUUGUUUUUCAGGACUGCUCCAAAUAAACCAUCUCAGAAAUAAAUACAACCUCUGCACA